This is a messenger RNA of Acyrthosiphon pisum (pea aphid), 3618 nucleotides long. RefSeq names its product neurocalcin homolog (gene Nca). NCBI's taxonomy places the organism in Eukaryota, Metazoa, Arthropoda, Insecta, Hemiptera, Aphididae. Gene Ontology annotation, molecular function: calcium ion binding. The record is from RefSeq and is a predicted model, not a curated record. The coding region runs from base 975 to 1547 and encodes 190 amino acids. The transcript has 4 exons.
AUAUAGACAAUUUGAGUACGUGUAAUAUUUUUGUAGCCAUUUAUUAUAUUUUAUUCUAUGCAUAUAUGUCACAACAAUGUAUUUUAUUCUUGUUCACUAUGUACGCGCGUACAUUAUUAAUAAUCUAGUAAAGUUUAUACAAAUUUAAAAAAAAACUUAGGGUUAAUUAUUAAUCGAGAAUUUUUCUAUACACCAAUUUGUAUAAUCCAUUAUUAUUAAUAUUAUUAUUAUUAUUAUUAUUAUUAUUAUUAUUAUUCUAAUAAUUAUAGAUGUUAUAUUAUACACAUAGUGUAAAAAAAUCUGUGUCAAGUGUUGUCCUUAAUAGUAAUUUAAAAAUCCAAUGAACUAUAUUUUCUUUACUUAUGUAUGUGUGUAAUGUGUAUGAAUAUAUAUUGUAAUAUAACAUAAUACAUUAUAUUCAUAUUUAUGUACGUACCUACAUUUAGAAUUAACAAGUCAUAGUUAUACAUUUAUAGUAAGUAACAAUAAUGUCUAACUACAUCAAACAGACCAACUUAUUUUAAAUAUCUUAUUUUGUUUUAUACAAUACGUACAUUUAUUUGCACACAUUGUAAAAAAUAUUCAAUGUGACAACUAUUUUAUUUUUAUUUGUUAUACAUAGGCUAAGUUUAAAUUUAAAUAGCUUAGACGAUUAGUUCUUAAGGUUAGGAAAUGUUACGUUUCUUUUCUGCUCUGAGCGCUGUGUAUGGUUAACAGAUGAAUCAAAAACUAAAAAUUUAUUUCAUUCUGAUGUCUCAAACCAAUGUGUUUUUCUUUACUUACCUUUGAGAAAACCAUCCAAUAUGAUAAACAAAUACCUACUCUUUAUGGUGUUCUUGAUAAUACUGUCGAUAAAUCUGAACAUUCUUAUUACUAAUUAUUAUAUACUUGUGUAAUAAAACUGAAUUAUCACUUAACAGAUUAUGAGAAUGAAAGCUUAAUGGUACUCGACUACACAUCUUAUAGAUAAAAAAAUGGGAAAACAAAACAGCAAGUUAAAGCCAGAGGUCUUGGAAGACCUAAGACAAAAUACUGAAUUUUCUGAUGCUGAGAUUCAAGAAUGGUAUAAAGGUUUUUUAAAGGACUGUCCAGGUGGUAAUUUAAGUGUUGAAGAGUUUAAGAAAAUUUAUGGAAAUUUUUUUCCCUACGGUGACGCAUCUAAAUUUGCAGAGCAUGUAUUUCGAACAUUUGAUGCCAACAGUGAUGGAACAAUAGAUUUCAGAGAAUUCCUUUGUGCUCUGUCAGUCACAUCGCGUGGAAAGUUGGAACAGAAAUUGAAAUGGGCAUUCAGCAUGUACGACCUGGAUGGCAAUGGGUUUAUUUCACGACAAGAGAUGUUGGAAAUUGUUACGGCCAUUUAUAAGAUGGUAGGCACCGUAAUGAAGAUGCCUGAGGAUGAAUCGACGCCAGAAAAGAGGACAGAUAAAAUAUUUAGGCAGAUGGACAAGAACAAUGAUGGCCGUCUAUCAUUGGAGGAGUUUAUUGAAGGUGCCAAAAGUGAUCCGUCUAUCGUUCGACUGUUGCAGUGUAACCAUGCCGUCCAGUAGGGCUUACAAAGUGCAUUUCAUUGAAUUUGCCUGCCUUUAACUAAAAUCACAUAAUGUUUGGACUUCUCUUUUUUUUUGUCUUUAACUUUCUUUAAUUUUAAAUCUCUAAUAGAUUAAUUCUUCUACCCAAAAGCUUCAAUCAAAUAUCAAUACGUGUGCUCUAAUUUUUAAUGCUUAUGAAGUUUUACAAAAUAUAAUAUUAAAAUCUGAAAAUUGCAUAGGUACUAUUUCAAUCAAUAAUAAAUUAUAAUUCAUCACAGAUACAUGUGGUGUUAAGAAACACGUGUUGAUGAUUUAAGAUAAAACAAAUUUAUUGUUUUUACUGUGAUAUAAUAUUCUUAAAUUUUUUUCAAUUUUGAUCUAUUUUAUCCAUACAAUGUAUUAUUAUUAUUGUAUUUGUUGGACGAAAAUAUUUUAUUAUCCUAUUAAAGUUUUUUUGUUUUCAUAAUAUUAAUAAUAUUUAAUUGUAAUUUUUGUUUGUAUUAUUUAAAUCUAGAGAUGUGUGAUGAUUUUAAGACCAAACCCCAAGAUGUACAUUUAAAUUUUAUAACUUCGUAAGUAGAAGGUAAUAUUUAUAUUCCUAAUGAGUUUGAUUUUUAUUAAUCAAACUAUUCAACUAUGUGUCAUAUUGUAAAAAAUAAAAGAAUGUAGAAAAAUAUAAAUUCGCACAUCUCUUUAUUUAUUUAUUUACGUUCAUAAUUUUACCACCACAGUGGUAUUUUGAUUUAAUAAUGUAUAAUAAUUGUUAUGUAUUCCCAAAAAUAACAAAAUUCAUAAAACCGACAAAUAUUUUUGUAGGGUUCCUAUAUUUAGUCUUUGUUUACUGUUCUAAUAUUAUCAUAGUAAAUACUGAUGAGUUGCCUAUAACCUAUAUAAUAAUUAAAUAUAUUUUUUUUUUUUUUUAAAUAACUUUUCCCAAAGAUUUGUCAAUUUUUUUUCAUUUAAAAGGGAGUAUAUAUUAACUUAUUGUUAUUUAAGAUUUAAUAGUUUUACUAGUAAUAUUUUUUAAAAAAAACCCCCAAAAGUAAGAGGAUUGUGUUAUUGUUUGAGUUGUUAUUCGUUUCAAAAGUAUAUUUUUUUAACUUGGCUUGAGCCCGACUCUUAGAAAUGUGCCGUUGUAUAUAUACGUGCUCAAAUCUAUUUCCACAUCCUCGGUGCUAUUCAUGUUUAAUAGUUAACCUGUACGUAACACUUAAAAACCCUUCCAUUAUUUUGUUAAUUCUAAACCGCGACUAGCCACAUAUUUAUGUUAGUAUGAUUUAAUUAAUAAUUAUAUAAUUUAAAUAUAUUUUGUAUAUUUUUUCUAAACUAUUGGCUUAUGGUUUUGGUCUAUACAUAUUAUACACUAAUCAUAAUAUGGUAGUUUUAAAUUGUUACAAUGUUAUUCAACUGUAUAAUUUUGUAUCGAAUAAUGUGUUAAAUGUGCAUGAAUAUCUUUAUAUUUAAACAUGUAUACCAAAAACUGAUUAUUUUCCGCCACCAUUAGUAAAAUAAGUAAAAACAAAGAAAAUACAGAGAACCAUCCGACAUAAUAUGCGUCUUUUAACCUAAUAUAAUAUCAUGUCAAACAUUAAAAUUUUACAUAUUUGCUCAAGUGCCAGUCAUGUGUCAAAAUGUCCUCUUCUUUGUACCUCUUACUCUUCCAUUUACCUCUACUCGUUUUCUUGCCAACAAUUGUGCAUCACAUUUUUCACACAUUUUACACACAUAAAUUUGGAUAUAUAAAAUGUAUAGAAGGUUGGGAAAAUUCUAUGAACGGUAUAAUAUGUCUCAAACAUUCUGUUUGUAUACAUAAACGCGGCAUAGAUUAGUUAUUGUAGUACAAAUCUUACAAAUAAUAUGUUUUAGGGUUAUACCAAUAAUAUAUUUUUUUCUUAUUUUGUCCAUAUAUUAUAUAUUAUAUUAUAUUAUAUUAUAUUAUAUUUAUAUCAUAUUAUAUUAUAUUAUAUUAUAUUAUCAGCUGUGUAAAGAAACAUACAAUACAAAAAAAAAAUGUUUAAAUUAUAUAUUUAAUACUUAUACAUAUACAUAUUAUUUAGUUACAAAUAAAUCAAACUGUAUGUGUGUAAAA